Pectinophora gossypiella (pink bollworm) is the source of this 2041-nucleotide messenger RNA. Its product is annotated as BTB/POZ domain-containing protein 3-like. Gene Ontology annotation, cellular component: cytosol; P-body. The record is from RefSeq and is a predicted model, not a curated record. The transcript is spliced from 7 exons. Gene Ontology annotation, biological process: neurogenesis. Lineage: Eukaryota; Metazoa; Arthropoda; Insecta; Lepidoptera; Gelechiidae. Gene Ontology annotation, molecular function: protein binding. Bases 202 to 1485 code for a protein of 427 amino acids.
GGUUUGGGGAGAUAUUUGCUUGUAUCUGUAUCCAAAUAUGUAAAAAUUGUCUAUGUUUCUAACAAACUUUGAAAUGGGCGGUUGUACGCGCUAUAUUUAUUUAUUUAAUUUGGCUUAAACUGGCUUUAAAUUCGCAAAUCAACAUCAUAGAACUCGAUUUGUUUAUUACCUAAUAGAACUUACCAGAGAUAUACGGUAAUUAUGGAAUCAGACUGGCAGAUAAAUUGCAGUGAAAUGAAGCAACGUGGUGCGAUGCUUUUGCAAACUGAAGAAUGGUCGGAUUGCACUUUGGUGAUGGGCCCUAAAGCUGUACCGGUGCGCGCCCAUAAGCUCAUGCUGGCCAUGGCGUCCCCUGUGUUCGAGUCGUUGUUUUACUACGACUCGCUGGACAACACAGACACGUUUCGAAUACCCGAUGUGAAACCCAAGACCCUCAAAGCUUUGUUGAAUUAUAUUUACACUGAAAACAUUAGCAUAAGCUCGUUCAAGAAAGCGUACAAGCUGUAUAUGGCUGCUAAUAAGUACCUUAUACCACAACUGGCACGAGUAUGUGCAGAGUACAUGUGCUGCAAUCUGAGCAUGGAGACUGCAUGCCUCGCGUACCAAGCAGGAUGUGAGCACCAAGACCACAUGCUUAUGUAUGAGAGCUUACAGAUAAUAAAACUAAACAUAAGAGACAUACUCCACCACAAGAGUUUUGAGGAGUUGGACCUAGCUACUGUGGUGAGUAUACUAGGCAAGGAAGACAUCUGUGUGGAGGAGUUGGAGCUGUACCGCGCCGUCGAGAAGUAUGCGCAUGCGCAUCUCACCCGUAAACGAGGCUCUAGUGCGUCUAAUGGUGAUCCCCAAUCAGAACCAGUAUAUUGCCCAUCGAUCCGUAAGGCGUUGGAGCAGAUUAGAUUCCUGACAAUGAGUCUGCAAGAGUUUGCUCAAGGGCCGGCGCGGGCGGGGCUGCUCACCCCGGGGGAGGCGCUAGCCGUGAUGGUGGCUAUAGCUGGGGCUGAGACGCAGCUGCCCGCCGGAUUCUCUACCAGUCGCACGCCGAGAUACAUAAGGCCGCCUUCAUCAACGCCGGCCCCAGGCCCGGAGCAAGGCGUGGUCCGCGUGAGUCUCCGCGCCUCAGACGAGGCUUUGCAGUCGGCCUCUGCCCCGCUGCAGCUGCAGCGCCUGUGGACACUGCGAGUGCUGCCCGUGCUGCACACCACUACCUACAACCACCGCCAAGACUACCUUGGAGUGUUCCUCAGUUGCUCGGACCCAGAGCCGGCGCCGUGGGCGUGCGCGGUGCACUGCACGGUGACGCUGGAGGCGGCCGCAGGCGACCACCACACGUGCAGCAUCGACAGGACGUACUCCAGCACGCAGAGAGAGCACGGCGCCCCUCAGUUCGUGCGGCGUGAGCUGGCGCUCCAGAGGUUCGUACGCGACGGGCGGCUCUGCUUCCAAGCGAGGGUCGUCGUACGCAGGGCUGACUCUAACGUUUAAAUUUAAUGACCCAUGUAUAAAUACAAUACAGGUGUUAGCGACACCAUCCGUGUUUUAAAAUAUAUUUUUAAUUCUUUAUUUUUGGAAUAUUAAUCAUGGACUGAAUAGUCCCCCUCAGUAUUCGGUACAGUGUGACUAACAUCCUGCAUAUUAAAAAAAAUAUACGUAUUAGUUAUUCAAUGAUAAUACUAUAUACAUUUAUGUGUUCCGCGCCGAUACGAGCAUGAACAUAAUUCAAGUUGAUUUUUAUUUUUAUAUCAUUUUAUAGCGUUCACUCGUGCUUAGGGAAAAAAUUAAAUCGAAACAAAUUCUGACACGGACGGUAAUUGAACUCGCAACUCACGUGUUAACCAUUACACCACCGCGGGUUCUCCUGUCCAUGCGAAAUUCUUUCGAUGUAUAUAAGCCUACGCCGCGGCGCGGCGCCAUCUAUCGAGACUAUAGAGUACUAAUAUUUCUUAGACCGAUAAUUCUUAAUAGAUAUAAUUCGAGUUAUUUACUAUACGAGUAUUCCUGUAAUAGUGUAAUAUUAUUAUGUUGUGAUUAAAGUGUUGAU